AUGGCCAAGCCGGUGGACCACGUCAAGCGGCCCAUGAACGCCUUCAUGGUGUGGUCGCGGGCGCAGCGGCGCAAGAUGGCUCAGGAGAACCCCAAGAUGCACAACUCGGAGAUCUCCAAGCGCCUGGGCGCCGAAUGGAAGCUGCUGAGCGAGGCGGAGAAGCGGCCCUUCAUCGACGAGGCCAAGCGCCUGCGGGCCAUGCACAUGAAGGAGCACCCCGAUUACAAGUACCGGCCGCGGCGGAAGCCCAAGACGCUGCUCAAGAAGGACAAGUUCGCUUUCCCCGUCGUGCCCUACGGCUUGCCCGACGCCGCCGAGCAUCACGCGCACCAUCUCGGCCACCACCACCCGGCCCUCAAGGCGGGCGCCCUCCACGGCCACGAAGCCCUGCUGGCCAACCCGGAGAAGGCGGCCGCAGCCGCCGCUGCGGCGGCCGCGCGCGUCUUCUUUCCCCCGACGGCAGCCGCGGCUGCGGCGGCUGCUGCAGCGGCCGCUGCCGGCAGCCCUUACUCUCUGCUCGACCUGGGCUCCAAGAUGGCAGCGGAAAUCUCCUCGUCGGCGUCUGGAGGCUCGGGCGGAGGAGGCGCGGCGUCGGGGCUGCCUUACGCCUCAUCGCUGGCUUACCCGACGGCUGGCGGCGCUUUCCACGCGGCGGCGGCGGCGGCUGCCGCGGCUGCGGCCAGCGGCGGCCACACUCACUCGCACCCGUCCCCGGGUAACCCGGGCUACAUGAUCCCCUGCAACUGCAGCGCCUGGCCCAGCCCGGGGCUCCAGCCCCCGCUGGCCUACAUCCUCCUGCCGGGCAUGGGCAAGCCCCAGCUGGACCCCUACCCCGCGGCCUAUGCGGCGGCCCUAUGA
Molecule: messenger RNA, 858 nt
Organism: Podarcis lilfordi (Lilford's wall lizard)
Lineage: Eukaryota; Metazoa; Chordata; Lepidosauria; Squamata; Lacertidae
Source: the annotation of a GenBank genome assembly